Paramuricea clavata is the source of this 722-nucleotide messenger RNA. The record is from the annotation of a GenBank genome assembly. NCBI's taxonomy places the organism in Eukaryota, Metazoa, Cnidaria, Anthozoa, Malacalcyonacea, Plexauridae.
AUGCCACCAAAACUUCACACAGACCCAUCGUCGUCUUCUGAGAGUGAUACCAAGCAAAAUGCUGGCGGAGAAGCUGUGACAAUGGCGACAGUAAAAUAAUUGCUUCGAAUUCAGAAGAGUUAAAGCGAACAGAUGACAUAGUUAUUACUGUGUCUGAUCUAAAAGCAAGUCUUGAAUUUACUGAAAAAGAUGUGCAGGAAAUUAAACCAAACCUUGAGAAAUAGUUAGGCAUAGAGCAGGAAAUCUUAUAUAUGCAGUCCUUUCUCGGUCAACAGAAAGAUAAAGUUGAAUACUUAGAAAAUCAGAGCCGACAGAAUAACAUUAAUUUGGAUGGCAUUCCUGAAGUAUAUGACGAGAUGUGGGAGGUAACUGAGCAACUUGUGAAAGACGUUUUGAAAGACAAGUUGGAAAUUUCAAAAGAUAUAUCUAUUGAGCAUGCUCAUUGUAUAGGAAAGAGAAGGGUGUCACCAGGUUCUUCAGCUUCUGCCACGUCGACAACUCGCCCACACACUAUUGUUUGCCGUCUGAAAAAUUGGAAGCAGAAAGAAAAUAUUUUGAAGACUGCUUGGAAAGUUAAACCUCUGGGAGUAUAUGUUAAUGAAGACCUUGCACUUGAUACAUUGCAGAAGAGAAAAGCACAGAUGCCACAGUUGAUAGAAGCGAAGAGAGCAGGAAAGAUAGCGUAUUUCAUAUUCCAUGGACAAAGUAAUUGUCAGAAAUAA